ACAGGACCUGCAACACCAGACAAAUAAGAGAUCACCCUCUCUGAGUCCUCUCUUGCCAGGCAGGGACUGUCGGCCUUGGUAAUGCUCAGGAAGGGGAGGAUGAGCCUGAUGUGGGCAGAAUUCAAAUGAGCUGGACAGCGCCGUGAACAAGCUACAAGCAGCUCCCAGAGCCUUGAGAUGGCACCAAAAACCAAAAAGGGAUUGAAAGGCUCCAUUGAUGAUGUCCUUGGUGACCUCUUAGGGGAUGAGAUGACACUACCUGAGGAGCCUGUUAAACUAGCUUCACGUGCCCGAGAUGCCACAGGUGCCGCCCAGGCGCUCCCUUCUUCCCAGGCUCGAACGAAGUCCCUCCCGGAAGACUAUGGCUUCAGCACCACAGCAGGCAUCCCAGGACCUGAUGCUGAGGUGUCCGACGUCUCAGAUGCAGACCCUCAGAUUUUGCUACAGGCAAUGAAGGAUCUGGACGAUAUGGAUGCCGAUCUCUUAGGUCUGAAGAGGUCUAAUCUGGCCUCUAGCAAAAGAGCUGCCAAGGGUCCUGGGAAAGAAGAGCUGCCUAGUCAUCCCAAACCUGCCGGUAUAUUGACAGCCAGUGAGAAAGGGGACACCGUUCCUGCCAAGAAGCCCCCUCCCUCUCCCAGCAGCCUUGGGCAUCAGUACAGGAAGUUUUCCUUCGAAGACUCGGAAGACCCAUUGGCGGGACUUCUCUCCGACGAUGAGGAAGGACUCACCAAGAAGCCCCCUGGGACCGAGAGUAAAAUGGCUUCCGAAAAAAGUCCAGCCCCAGUCAGAGAUCAAGGUGCCUCUAUUCCACUCACCCCUGGGGACACCCCGGUCCGAAAGAAAGAAGAAGUGCUAUUUGAUGAGGAGGACGACGUCAUGGCCACCCUGGGGUUUGCAGACAGCCCCACAGCGGAAAGGAGGCAGACGGGCGACCAGGAAGGCCCCCGUCCUGCUCGCUCCAGGCUGGAUGAGCUGCUGGGUCGGGGCACUGCCACCAAGCUCCUGGCCCGCCCGGGCACUGGGGAGCACAGGGAAUUCAAGCUGGACAAGAAGUACCAGAGACCCCCGGACAAGGAAGAUUCCUGGGGUGAUGAGGACUUCACCUUUGGGGCCUAUCAGCCUACCGUGGGCUCCUGUGAGGGCCGCCAGUCCCACCGGCAGUUGGUCAGUAGGUUCUUAACAGAAGGUAGCGCAGACACCAAAGGAGAACCAGGCUCCAAACAGAGCACCCCAGCGGCCUCCAGCCCCACUCACCCCAGGAAGGGAGGAGCUGACUGGUUGGGCCUCAAGGAUGACGACCUGCGCCCUCCCUCUCCCACCAGAGAGGCUCAGAGGGGAGGCUCAACGCUCUCCACUCCUUCCGUGCUCCCUCCCAGGAGCCAGCACUCUGACUCAGGCCGGCACUCUGCCCCAGCUGGACUGCCUUCCUCCUCUUUGGGGCCAAAGCCACCAACGAAGGGUGCAGGUUUCCCUGCCAAAGCCAGCCAGGCUUCCCAGCUGGGAGUGUCUCAGGAGAAAGAAGAAGAGGAUUGGCUGAGCCAUGCCUUGUCUCGGAAGAAGUCCCAAGGUCUGGCCAGAGAGGAGCACACAGAGGCCUCUAAGGGCCAGAACCUGGUGGGGGCAGCAGGCAGUCCCCCUUCCAGCAGCCAACCUGUUCCCAGCACUCAAGGGUUCAAGCAAGCAGCCACUGUGGCGACACAGAAGCCACUGACAAGACCUGCCACCUCGGGGUCCCCUGUGACUUGGAACCAGGCUGCCUUGACCCUCCCUACAGGUGACCCAAAGAGGGGAACAGCCCUCGGAGACCUCUCCAGCAUUGAGCCCGCAGCUUGUGUCCUGAGCUCCCAGGAGCCCCCAGGGCCUUCUGUGCCUGUCCAGUCCCUGCUCCUCGAGUCCCUGGCGCAGAGCCUGUUGCCGGGCACAGAAUACCAGAGGCAGCUCCUGGCCGCCCAGGUGCAGCUGCCGAGCGGCACGGCCGAGCUCCGGGCCAACCUUCUGCAGAGCCAGGCCCGGCUGGCAGAGCUGGAGGCCCAGGUGCGGAAGUUGGAGCUGGAGCGGACCCAGCACCAGCUCUUGCUCGAGAGCUUGCAGCAGCGGCACCAGGCCGACCUGGAGCUCAUCGAGAGUGCCCACAGAAGCCACGUCAAGGUGCUAGAAACAUCAUACCAGCAACGGGAGGGGCGACUGCGGAGGGAGCACGAGGAGCUGUCGGCCCGCUAUCUGUCGUGCUGCCGAGAAGCCGAGCAGGCCCGCGCCGAGCUCGCAGCCCAGCACCAGCAGCGCUUGGCGGCUGCCAUGCAAGAGAAGGACCACGAGAUGGAGAGGCUCCGGGAGCUGCAGCGGGCCUCCAUCCUGGAGAUGCGCCAGGACCACGAGGAGCAGCUGCAGCGGCUAAAGCUGCUGAAGGACCGAGAGAUCGACGCGGUCACCAGCGCCACCUCCCACACGCGGUCCCUGAAUAGCAUCAUUGAGCAGAUGGAGAAGUUCUCCAGCAGCCUGCAUGAGCUGUCCUCCCGUGUGGAGGCCUCACACCUCACCACCGCCCAGGAGCGGGAGCUGGGGCUCCGGCAGCGCGACCAGCAGCUCCGAGUGCUGCAGGAGAGGCUGCACCAGCAGCAGCGGGACAUGGAAGAGGAGAGAAGCCGGCUCCAGGAGGUCAUCGGGAAGAUGGAGGCACGCCUGAAUGAGCAGAGCCGGCUGCUGGAGCAGGAGCGGUGGCGGGUGAAUGCCGAGCAGUCCAGGGCCGAGUCCACACAGCGCUCUCUAGAAGAGCAGAGGAAGGUCAUGGUCCAGCAGAUCACCAUGGAACGGGAGGAGCUGGAGAAGGCCAAGAGCGCCUUGCUGGAGGAGCAGAAGUCCGUCAUGCGCAAGUGUGGGGAGGAGCAGCGGCGCCUCGCAGCCGAGUGGGCCGAGUUCUAUGCGCAGCAGAAGCUGAGUAAGGAGCGGACCGAGCGUGAGGCAGAGAGGGCGCUGCAGGUGGACACCCAGCGGGAGGGCACCCUCAUCAGCCUGGCCAAGGAGCAAGCUGAGCUAAAGAUCAGGGCCAGUGAGCUCCGGGCCAAGGAGGAUCAGCUGGCGGCCGAGCGGGAGGCCCUGGAGCGGGAGCGGCAGGAGCUGCGGCUGGAGAAGGAGAGGGUCAGCGCCGCUGCCCUGCGCACCAGGCUCCGUGCCGAGGAAGUGGAGAGCAUGAGCCAGGUAGCCUCGGAGAAGUUGGAGGAGGGGCAGCGGGCACUGCGCGAGGCCCGGCAGGUGCAGCAGGAGCAGCAGGCGCGGCUGCAGCUGGUACAGCAACAGCAGGAGCGGCUGCGGCAGCAGGAGUGGCAUGUGCACCAGGAGCACCUGAGUCUGGCCCAGCAGAGGCUGCGGCUGGACCACAUCCGACAGGACCUGCCCUCCAGCCCCGUGGCGCUGCUCCCCAGGACCCAGGGCCCGGCAGCCUCCUGCCUGGGUGCCGCUGUGGCUCCUGCCGCCACCGCGCCCCAGUGCAGCCAGCCCCCCGCCGGCCUGGGCCCCUCACACCUCCACGCCAAACUGGUGCUGCUGAAGCACACAGCUGAGCAGUGGGGACUGCUCCACCCAGCCCCUGCCUUUCAGGACCGUGACUUCUUGGAGAAUGAACAGUUCUUCCUGGAGACCCUGAAGAAAGCCUCCUACAAUAUGACAUCCCAUUCAGCCUGACGGGCGCCACCGGCUCCUCUGCGGAGGCCUCCAGCGCUGGAAGUCUCUCCCAUCGCCCCCCUGGCUGCCGGCUCUGAGGAGGGAGUACCCAGGGCCCGAUUAUAGCUCCUCCUGGGGACAGGGUGCGGGCACAUUCUCUCUGCACACUCCAGCCUCUAGGGCUUGAAGAGUAGUGGCCUCUGGGGAGAUGUGAUGCCGAGGGUGCCUCAGCCCCACGACCCUGCCAGCCACAGCUUCGGUUCUCCUCCCCGAGACUUCCAGCUCAGAUCCAAGGGCUCACUGGGCUGUGUGAACCCCUCCCUUCCUCAGCAGGCAGGUGGUUGGGGGAUAUUUUCACCUGGGCCUCUUCUGAGGCGGGGGAGUCUUCUAGAGAGAUGCCACGGACAGUCUCCUGCCGUCUCUGGGAGGCCUGCAGAGCCAGCGCGGGCUCUCCUCCCUAAACUGGGGCACAGAGUCAGAGCACAUGUUUUGAAGCACCUUCUAUCCUCUCGACCAAGGAGGCGGGCGCUGUUGUGGAGCACAGAGGGGGCAGGGAGGGCGCCAUGCCCAGCCAUGUUUUACCUCGCAGUCUUUUGCUGUCAGGUUGGCUGGCAGAAAGUCCCUGCCUCAUUCCCAGCUGCCUGAAUCACUGGUUCUGGGGCUUCCCAGAGGCGGAGCUGGGCCUGACAGUGGGGUGUGGUGAGGGACCAGUAGAGAGGCCUCUCUGUCCUGUGCACCUGCUACGAAGCCCCAGCAGGCGGGAGCGAAGACCAGGGAGUGAAGGCCCCUGCAGCAGCCGGGCGGGCUGAGCGCACUGGGGGCCCCCACAGGGCCUUACCCGGGCUGCCGCCCCUGGGAGGGCGCCUUUGCACUUCUCCCUGCAGAGGCGCCAGGAGAGGGGCAGCAGCUUGGCAGCUGUCCCAGCAAACCCGAGGACAGAUGGACUCCACUAACACAACCACGGCCACUCCUGAAGCGGCUUCCCUCAGCCCGCGACUGGUUACCUUCCACCGGAGGACAGAGGGCAGAGGAGGACAGGCUGAGGGGGUACCUGGACAGCUUUCAGAGGGAUCUUCAUUUACCAGCUAUUUCCGGCCUUUAUCUUGGACCCAUUAAAUCGCUAUAUUCUUAACGACUGGAUUGUUAGAAUUUGCCUUGACUCCUGAGAGUUUAUACUUCUUAGACGUGUUCCCCCUGUAGCACGGUUACGUGCUGGAAAGCUGGCUGGCGCUGGGAACUUCCUGAAUCUGUACGUUCGCCAGCUGCCUCACAACUGGGAGAAGAGUGUGAUGAUGAGCCCUACCUCACACAUGAAGGGACAGAGGCUCAGGGAGAUUAAAUCAUCUGCCCAAGGUGACAGCAAAUAGCAGAGCCUUCUCGGGCUGAUUCAAAAGCCGCAGGGUCUCAGCCACCUCAUCCCACUGCCUCCUCCUAGAAGAGCAUGCUGCACCCAGGGCUGUGGUGAGGCAGGAGAUCUCCAAGCUGCUGCUCGGGAUGGUGCCUGCACUGAGGAGGGAAGCAUCAGUGUCCCAUUAGAGACCUCAUGAAGUAAACUGAGGGUUCUAGAGGGGAGGGGCGUGGGGGGAUGGGUUAGCCUGGUGAUGGGUAUUAAAGAGGGCACGUUCUGCGUGGAGCACCGGGUGUUAUGCACAAACAAUGAAUCAUGGAACACUACAUCCAGAACUAAUGAUGCAAUGUAUGGUGAUUAACAUAACAAAAAAAAAAACCCUCAUGAAGCUUGGAACUCGGUCCUUCUCUCCACAGACACCUAAACAAGUUGUCGCCUGUGUGAAGAGCUGCAGGGCUGUAAGCACGGGCACAGCGUGGGAGAGCUGCCAUUGACUUAGUCCCCUGGCAGACAGGAUCACCCAGCAGG
This is a messenger RNA of Zalophus californianus (California sea lion), 5533 nucleotides long. It is a transcript of the gene FBF1, whose product is annotated as Fas binding factor 1. The transcript has 30 exons. NCBI's taxonomy places the organism in Eukaryota, Metazoa, Chordata, Mammalia, Carnivora, Otariidae. The record is from RefSeq and is a predicted model, not a curated record. Gene Ontology annotation, cellular component: ciliary basal body; centriole; ciliary transition fiber. The coding region runs from base 178 to 3678 and encodes 1166 amino acids. Gene Ontology annotation, biological process: cilium assembly; establishment of epithelial cell polarity.